AAAGAGUACUCUGCAUUUGUUUCUCCUUCAGAACAGCACUCGUUUUGCCUCUGCCCACAGUUCUCCUCUCGUCGACUCUGUUUGAUACCCGCAUCGGACCAAAACUCUCCUCUCUCUCUCUCUCUCCUUCAACACUCGAAAUGCCCGAACCGGAAUCGCAGAACGGACUUCAACCACCGCCCGAACCUGAAUCCCAACCAAAUCCCCUGCCGGAAACAGAACCAGAACCAGAACCAGAACCAGAACCAGAGCCAACAGAAGUACCACAAACACAAGCACAAUUGGAGCCGAAAUCGGGAUCCGAAGUUGAUCCAUCGGUAAACGGAGCAGAUCUCAGGGAAAGCGCGAUCCAUUCCAAUGACGCCGAUGCUAAUCCUUCUCCCAAACCUCAGCUCCGAAAAGACGAAGGAAGUCGAACUUUCACCAUGAGAGAAUUGCUAAAUGGAUUGAAAAACGAUUCCGAACCCGAGAGAGAAGAUGCCAACUCUCCCUACAGCCCAGAAGGUCAACAGCAACAGCAGACGGACCAGAACAACGCUGCAAUGGAUUUGAUAAAUAGUGUUGUAGGUGUGGAUGAAGAGGGCCGGUCCCGACAAAGGAUUCUUACAUUCGCUGCCAGGAGGUAUGCUACUGCAAUUGAGAGGAACCCUGAUGAUUAUGAUGCACUAUACAACUGGGCAUUGGUGCUUCAGGAAAGUGCUGAUAAUGUUAGUCCAGAUUCCACUUCACCUUCUAAAGAUGCUUUGCUUGAGGAGGCAUGUAAGAAGUAUGAUGAGGCCACUUGCCUUUGUCCCACACUACAUGAUGCUUUCUACAAUUGGGCUAUAGCAAUCUCUGAUCGGGCAAAGAUGCGUGGCCGCACAAAGGAAGCUGAAGAGCUAUGGAAACAGGCAACAAGGAAUUAUGAAAAAGCAGUCCACCUGAACUGGAACAGUCCUCAGGCACUUAAUAACUGGGGACUUGCUCUUCAGGAACUCAGUGCCAUUGUUCCAGCUCGAGAAAAGCAAAAGAUUGUGAGAACAGCUAUCAGCAAGUUUCGUGCAGCCAUACAGUUGCAAUUUGAUUUCCAUCGGGCAAUUUACAAUCUUGGAACUGUUCUGUACGGAUUAGCAGAGGACACUUUAAGAACUGGGGGAUUGGUGAGUGCCCAAGAAGUUUCACCAAAUGAGUUGUACAGCCAGUCUGCAAUAUAUAUUGCUGCUGCUCAUGCUUUGAAACCAAAUUAUUCCGUUUAUAGCAGUGCCUUGCGAUUGGUGCGUUCUAUGCUACCAUUACCAUACCUUAAGGUUGGAUAUUUAACUGCACCUCCUGUGGGGACAACAAUUGCUCCACAUAGUGACUGGAAACGAUCAGAAUUCUUUUUGGACCAUGAAAAGCUUCAGCAGAUACCCAGAGGUGAACAGCGACAUGUAACUCAAAGUCUCUCAGGCAGAUCAGAUUCAGUGAAUGCGGAUAAGAAGAUUAUCAAAGUAGAUAUAGCAGAUAUUGUUUCUGUAUCAGCAUGUGCUGAUCUGACCUUACCACCUGGUGCAGGCCUUUGCAUAGAUACAAGUCUUGGAUCAAUUUUCUUGGUUGCUGACUCUUGGGAAUCAUUGGAUGGAUGGCUGGAUGCAAUUCGUCUAGUUUACACAAUUUAUGUACGAGGCAAAAGUGAUGUAUUGGCUGGUAUAAUAACAGGAUGAAUAUUAGUUUAGUGUAUCACCCGUUUGAAUGUCAAAUUGUGUAAGAACUCACUGUCCAGUGUUUUGCACUUCUCUGCGAACUUGUGUAUAAUAUUGAGUAAUGUAUGAAAUAAUUUCAAUACAAUUGAAAAAUCCUUGUUUAUCUAU
This is a messenger RNA of Abrus precatorius (Indian licorice), 1829 nucleotides long. RefSeq names its product protein HLB1. Gene Ontology annotation, molecular function: protein binding. Bases 141 to 1682 code for a protein of 513 amino acids. The transcript has 14 exons. The record is from RefSeq and is a predicted model, not a curated record. NCBI's taxonomy places the organism in Eukaryota, Viridiplantae, Streptophyta, Magnoliopsida, Fabales, Fabaceae.